Molecule: messenger RNA, 2961 nt
Organism: Phaeoacremonium minimum UCRPA7
Lineage: Eukaryota; Fungi; Ascomycota; Sordariomycetes; Togniniales; Togniniaceae
Product: putative ubiquitination network signaling protein
Exons: 1
Coding region: 1-2961 (986 amino acids)
Source: RefSeq, a predicted model, not a curated record
AUGCCUCGCGCCCCUUCCAGCAACAAGCGACAGCAGGGAGCCGCGAGCACUCGCGAUACUCGACAUGAGAACGGCCUCGUAGGCCCCGGAAAGCGCAUCACAAGGCAAAGGAGCCAGAACCCCAUUGACGGCAGCCCGCGUCCCGCUGCCGACGACAAUGCCGCCGUCGGCCUCGCAGCGCAACCAGCAACAUCAUCAUCAGCCUCAGCUCCCCUCGCAAAUGGUUUCGCAAAGCACGACGACGACAUGGCCCCCGAACACAGGACCACCGAGUCGUUGCGGAGGGCAUCGCUAGGCACAUACUCGGAGGCAUCCUCCUCCGAGUCUGUCUCCAUGCCGAAUGGCGUCCACCCCGUCUCGGAGGAUGCUCCCAUGCGGAUUGACGUGAACGCAGCUAAGAACACCAACGUUCACCGUGACACCGGUCCCAUCGACUACGCUCUGACUGUCCUCCGAUCAUGCCCUCUGCACGACACCAUUGCUAUACUCAUCAUUCUCAUGCAGCUCUCCCCCGUCGCCCUCUCCAGCAUAUACAUGCUCUUCACCCUCCUCACUUUCGUCCCGCCCGUCACCACAAGCUCUGGACUCAGCCUCACCGACAUCUUCGACGGAGUCAGUACCACUAGUUUGUGGACACUGAUCGUCCUUGAUCUUGUCUUCUUCCUGGUCUGGAUCAUCGUGGGAAUGCAAGAGAUCGUUCUUGAUUUCGCGCAGGUCGUCAUUGCCUUGACCCUCGGCGGCGGGGCGAGCUCCAGGGCUGGCACAACACACAACAUCUUUUUCUGUGCUGCCCUUAUUCUUUUCUCUCAUUUUGGUCGGAUACCGGCCAUAAAACGCUUCACCAAACUUGGGGCUUUAUUCGAGGGAGGCCCUUUUGGGUCUCCCGACAUCAGCGAGUCUCUUGAAACAUCCGUCUCAGCCUAUGCAAAGAAAGGUGCCUAUGGCUGGGUCAGAAGCGCUUUAGCGAUACAUAUCCUUAUGCAAGGAAUCGUGCGUUAUAUAAGGGAUUGGUACCUUCGCAGAGAAAAGCGCGACCAGCUCUCACAGGGCCAGCUUGACCCGGAGGCUGGGAAGGGCGCCGCGUUCUCUGGAGAUGGCUCCACAGACGGCGUACCCAACACGCCCGACCCCGAUAUAAUCGCACAGACAACUGCAACAGCGGUGUCUAGUAAAAAAAGGCGAAAGCAGAGCGCCCAAGUGCGUAUACGACAACCACUGUGGGCUGCUCUUGCAAGUACCAAAAUUGUUAUGGUAAAAGAGUACGAAUUAUCACACGCAACAUCCGAGUCCGCCGGCUCAAAUGCCACCGACAUUCACAACCUGGGCAACGCGCCUUUCAACACACAGCCAGAGCAGAUUUGGAUCUGCUAUGUUGGCUGUGAUGAAGUCUGUUUCAAUACAAGCCACUUCCCGGACAUACACUCAUCGGGACAGUCCCAUGAGAAUGGCAACGCCGCUUCGUCCGGUAUUGAUACAACCAAACCUUUCUAUGUUAGAGUGAAUAAUGCCGUCUGGCAGCCGACACGUAUCAUCCCAGUCGAGAGUGGGGAAGAAGAAGGUUGUCAAGGUACACGAUGGACAGGAGACAUUUACGGACUAACACCCAUGUCAAAGUAUGAAUGCGAGUUUGUUAGCACACGAACCGGCGAAGUCCUGUUCUCUACCAGUGUUAGGACCAUUCCAGCGAAACUCAGGGAUUCUGAUAUGGGCUCCCGGUCACAUGGAACUCCUCGUCAAUAUCGUCACGAAUCGCCGGCCACCACUUUGAAGAACUCUAUUGCCGGCAUGGAGGCCAAGCUUGCUGAUGAGAAGGCUCGUCUCAAGGCUUUACGCAAAGAGAACAACAGGAGGACCAACGCGGCUAAGAAGGAGAUCGAAAGGCUAACCACAGCCGUUCAAUCGGCUGGCGGGAAUGACGAGAAGCUACGCCAGAAGAUCGCUCAAAACAGCACGCAGCAGAAGCAGGCAGAACAAUCCCUACUUGAACUGGAAACUGAGCUAAAGGAAUUGGAGACCAUUCCUGAGGAAGUUUUGACCGAAUACCGCCAAAAGCAGGAUCUGUACAAAGCUGAGAAAGCCCAAUACGAAGGAGCCCGUGCCACGUACAAGAGCGUUAAGUCCUCUUUUGAUGACGAAGUCAAGGUUCUCGAAGAGGAUCAGGCCAGUCUCCAGGCUAAACGCACGAAGAUCGCCGCACGUCUGGCCAAAGUCGAGAGCGAGCAUGGACGUAUAACAGACGCCAAUGCUCGCGGACUUGAUGAGGUCGACCGUCGCCGACAGGAACGUGCCGCCUACGAGGCGGAACAAGCUCGAGCUGAGCAGGACUAUAGUGAACGUUGGGAAGCUCUACGUGCUCGGAAUGACGAGAAGACGCAGACUGCCGCCAACAUGGCAGCAGCUCUCCAAAGUUACAUCAACAACUUCAACCACGCUGACGGCUCCUUUGAAAACGGGCAAUACUCGAACACGUAUGGUCCUGCUCCGUGGACCCAAUCGUCUUCGCAUUACCCCAAUGCCAUGUGGUCACCUGGUAGCUCCGGCGCUCCCGCUCCCGCCAUCAUGUCCACUGCUCCUGGCGGCCCGCCUCCCCUGUUCCCGCACCAGCAAGCUCCUCACUUCCACUCUCACCCGUUGCCAAAGUCUCGUGGUCGAUCUUCCUCGAUGCUUAGUGACAUCUCUGGAUUCACACAAUCCACAGAUGAUGGUGACAACCUCAAUGGAAGCAACAACGGCUCGAGCAGCAGCGGCAACAAUACGGCAUCAUUCGUCCCUCCCAUCCUCAACCAGGGCUCUCAGCCUUCAUUCCAUGCUCACCCCAGCAUGCGAGGCCCCACCCUGCCAUUCGUUCGCACUCGAAAGACGAGCGAUGGCGGGUCGGGCUCUGGGUCAGCCCUGAGUUCCGAAGGGAGCAGCGGUAGCCGGAGUGGAGGAAGUGUUCGGGAUCCGACAAGUCCCAUAUAG